Molecule: messenger RNA, 1955 nt
Organism: Liolophura sinensis
Lineage: Eukaryota; Metazoa; Mollusca; Polyplacophora; Chitonida; Chitonidae
Exons: 2
Coding region: 182-1117 (311 amino acids)
Source: RefSeq, a predicted model, not a curated record
AUCUCAAGCGGGAAAUCGGUGUCUGACACCUGCAAAGCCAUCGGCAUAUUUUCUGGUCCAAUGCACAGUUAACAGAGGCUUAGAUGAGAAAUAGAGAGAUGUUGAGGAGAUGCCUAUGCUGAACCCUUGUUGCAGAAGUUAUAUGUAGGGUAGCUGGAAGAAUCCCAACAGCCUAAACACAAUGGCUCCUCAAAGUAUUUCAGCCAAAGUUUGUGAGGUUUUGUACCAAUUGCCUACACGUAUUAUCUGCACAGUCAUAGUUAUCUUCCAGUGUGUUAUCCUGGAUUACUACCUUGUAACUCAUAAAGGAUAUGCAUGGUUGGCCUUCAUUGCAGCAGACUUGGCUGUUGUCUUUGUGUUUGUGGCAGCAUUUGUCAUAUCAUACAGACAUUUGUUGAUGUCUAGGGAGUCCUCCACUCAGAUGACAGAAGUACGCCCUGGGAGUCUUCCCCUUGGCUAUAUUGCUUGGGGUGUCUAUUCCUUGGCUCUGGUUGCCAGGAUUGUAGUCAUAUUUCGAACAUUUGUAUUUAAUCUGUCGGAGUCAGAGUUUUUUGGACCAAACUUGCUAAAGCUGUCCCUUUCACUGUCAUCGCCAAUUUUCCUCCUGCUUUUGAUGACACACAACAAUGCACCUAUCACUAGUCCUCGACGACAAUACAUCGAAGAAAUAACCGGCAGUGUACCUUUGGAUAUUUUGGACUCUGUGGAAAUCCUUGAUGUUCUUUUCACUAACCAGUCUAGGAUCCUGCUUCCCUUCAGCCUGGAGCAUGCCAUCUUGUCUGUGUCCUGCAUAAACCUUGUCCUUCCAGUGUUGCCAUUGCUCACUCUAAGUCGUACUCACUUUGGCUACAAGAAGCUGGCUGACGGUCUCCUGAUGGGUCACAGACUUCUUCAUAUGAUAGUUGUAAAUGUUCCCUACCUGGUCAUCCGACUGAUUAUUUGGCAUGGGGCAGAACAAAGCGUCUCCGUUCUUCUUACUAAAAACAUAAUCAUGAUAUUUCUUACCCUUCAUGACCUAUAUGCCUGGAAGCAAGAAAAGGAGUUGGAGAAAGAAGAAAAUGCUCGUAACUACGAAAUGGAGGAGAGGAACUCGAUCACAGAUAAUCAAGCUCUUUAAAGUAUCUGGGAUAAUGCCAUGUUGCCUCUAAACAUGUUUACCUCUUCAACCGUAACAUACUACUCUUGAAGGUGCUGUGGUGGUCUGUGUACAUGUUACCAGUACACAGACCAGUCACAGUAUCUUUGCUUGAAACCAGUGUCAAAUACCUGACAGGCCUGAAGUCUUUUUGUCACUCGUUUAAGAAAAUACUUUAACAUUAUACAUUUACCACCGUUUUUAACAAUCACUAAUGUGGCACUUUUCAAGUCGUCGUCUUGCUCUUCCUUAUGUCUAUGAAUAUCAGUGAAAGAUUAAAAUACAAAUUUUUAAUUCACAGCUUAUUGGUCUUCUCAGCUGAAGUUUGUGGCUUCAAAAGUCUUGCCAAUUUGUAUCUUUAUGCAUUAAAACAUAAAUUGUUUAAAGUGUUCCAUGAUUCAAUGUAUGUAUUCAUGUUAUCUUUCUUGUUGGCAGCUACACUAUGUGAAAUUUGUACUUAAUAGGCAACCAGAGCUUUGCCAAUUUUUUUUUUCUCUACAUACAUACAGAGAUGUCAUUCUUCCUGUGAAAACGUCUAAACUUCCAUUGGUGGUGAAAUUAGUCUGCAGCUUUAUAAAUGACUGAAUUAGCAUGUAGGUGUGUUGUUAUUAAUUAUUGAAUAUAGCCUUUGACAUGCAUAUAUGUGUACGAGAUAGCUGUUAGUAAUUACUGACAUACCAAAGAGAACAGUAUCAGUGCUUUGUGAACCAGUCAAUAAGCCAAAAGUCACCGUGUAUUAUAUCCAGUAAUUAUGUGUUGAUAGAUUUUUUUUUUAUUUUAUGUAAUACAUCCUUGUAUCUAUGGGAUCUUUGAGCAAUAU